AUGCAUGCUUUUUCUGGAAAUAAAUAUUUGGAGAAAGAUACCCCGAGAACCUGUGACUCUGGAGGCUCAGAGGUGCUUAGCUGUGGAGACAGAUGCCUGGGAGGGAGCAGUGCAGGAUGGGGUGAGGGCACAAAUGUAGAGAGCUGCCUAGCACUGUGCUGGAGACCCAAUGGCAUCACAGGCAGAGAUGGGUGAGAAGGACCCAAUAGGGAAAAGUGAGAUCCAGAUCAAGGAUUCAGAGGUUUGCAGGGCCCUCCUGGGAAGUUGGGGCCCCCAGGAAACACAGGGGCUCCUGGAAUUCCAGGACCAAGGGGCCAAAAAGGAGAUCAUGGGGACAAUUCAGUUACUGAGGCUAAGCUGGCCAACUUAGAGAGACAGCUACAGAGCCUGAGAUCAGAACUGGACCACAUGAAGAAGCGUGAGCUUUUUUCUUUCUGGAAAAUGUCUGGGAAGAAGCUCUUCGUGACCAAUGGUGAGGGGAUGCCUUUCUCCAAAGUGAAGAAUCUAUGUGCUGGGCUCCAGGCCACAGUGGCUGCCCACAAGAAUGCCGAGGAGAAUAAGGCCAUCCAGGACGUGACCAAAGACAGUGCUUUCCUGGGCAUCACAGAUGAGGCCACCAAAGGCCAGUUCAUGUACGUGAUGGACGGGAGACUGACCUACAGCAACUGGAAGAAGGAUGAGCCACACGACCAUGGCUCAGGGGAGGACUAUGUGAUUCUCCUGAAGGAGAGGCUCUGGAAUGACAUCUCAUGCACGUCCUGCUUCCUGGCCAUCUGUGAGUUUCCCACCUGA
Messenger RNA from Rhinopithecus roxellana (golden snub-nosed monkey), 792 nucleotides. RefSeq names its product mannose-binding protein A-like. Gene Ontology annotation, cellular component: rough endoplasmic reticulum; multivesicular body. The transcript is spliced from 4 exons. NCBI's taxonomy places the organism in Eukaryota, Metazoa, Chordata, Mammalia, Primates, Cercopithecidae. The record is from RefSeq and is a predicted model, not a curated record. Gene Ontology annotation, biological process: surfactant homeostasis; positive regulation of phagocytosis.